This is a messenger RNA of Drosophila guanche, 1515 nucleotides long. It is a transcript of the gene PGAP5, whose product is annotated as metallophosphoesterase 1 homolog. Lineage: Eukaryota; Metazoa; Arthropoda; Insecta; Diptera; Drosophilidae. The coding region runs from base 83 to 1186 and encodes 367 amino acids. Gene Ontology annotation, biological process: GPI anchor biosynthetic process; endoplasmic reticulum to Golgi vesicle-mediated transport. The record is from RefSeq and is a predicted model, not a curated record. The transcript has 3 exons. Gene Ontology annotation, molecular function: phosphoric diester hydrolase activity. Gene Ontology annotation, cellular component: endoplasmic reticulum-Golgi intermediate compartment.
UUAGUCGCUAUUAUUAUUAUUAUAUUUGUUUUAGUUAAUUUCGCCGGUAGUUAUACUAAAUUUAGUGUGUUAACAAACUAAAAUGCGCUGGCUUUAUGCCUGCUUUGUAAUUAUACUGUGUGCUCUCAUAUUCUGUGAAUAUGUGGCCGAUUUUGUGGUUCUGCAAAAGUGCAAAUGGCCAGAGAUAAAGCGUAAGAAGUAUGUGGAUGAUCCCCUGCGUGCCAUGAUCAUAGCCGACCCCCAUUUACUGGGCCCCCAUCGCGGCCACUGGCUGGACCAGUUCUACAGGGAAUGGCACAUGACCAGAGCCUUCCAGGCGGCCUCACGCCUCUUCCAGCCGGACGUUGUUUUCGUUUUGGGCGAUCUGUUCGAUGAAGGCGAUAUGGUUAGCGAUAAGCAAUUCAAGGAAUACGUCUGGAGGUACUUGCAAAUGUUUCGCUUACCGCCUGGCAUACCGCUAAUUAGUGUUGUGGGCAACCAUGACGUGGGCUUCCAUUACAAAAUGCAUCCCUUCUUCAUGUCACGCUUUCAGAAUGAUCUUAACUACUCGCUGGUGCACUUGUAUACCAUUAAACAGAUUCAUUUUGUGAUUAUCAACUCUAUGGCCAUGGAGGCCGAUGGCUGUAUGUUCUGCAAUGAGGCAGAAUCUGCCCUGAAGAAUAUUUCACGCACUCUGCACUGCAUGAAGUAUCCCGAGGAGGCAGAGUGUGCACGCACACGUCGCCAUCCGUAUAGUCAGCCCAUACUGCUUCAGCAUUUUCCUACGUACCGCAUUUCGGAUACCAUGUGCCAGGAGCACGAUGCACCCUUCAUUGAGGCCUAUCGCGAGCGCUUUCAUGUGCUUUCCAAAGAGUCCACGGACAUGCUGGGUGAGCUGCUGAAGCCACGCCUAGCCUUUGCGGGGCACUCGCAUCACUUUUGUCACAGCAUCAAUCGGCUGGGCAUUGAUGAAUUUACGGUCGCCUCUUUUAGCUGGCGGAAUAAGAUAAAUCCUAGCUUUAUGCUGGCCACUUUAACACCCGAUGACUAUGUGGUUUCCAAGUGCAAAAUGCUGCCACAGCAAUUUGUCUAUAAUAGUUACAUGUGUGCCGGCUUAAUCUGUCUCCUGGUCAUUGCCUGGCGGCUCAUGAAAUCCUUGCGCAGCAGCCGCUAUCUGGACACAGAUCAGCAUCCAAAGCAUCACUAGUUUGUAUUGUUAUUAUUAAUUCCAAAUUCAUUCAGUCUUUCGAAGCAAAGUACAAGAGUCAAUUGUCUCUUUUGUGAUUUAAUGCCUAAUUGGGGCUUAGUUUUUAGUAUUAGACAUUUUUGUGAAAAUUAACACAGACAGAAGACAAUUUUCAUAUCAUUCAAAAUGCUCUCCACCUCCAGCUGCUGAUGCUUUUGCUAGUGAAAAUCGCGUGUAUGGGUGGUUGUGUUUAUUGAAUUCUAUCACAGACAUUAAUAUGCUUGUAAAGUCACACGGAAUACGGUCUGCUGCAGCUCGAUCAAAUAGAACAAAAAAAUAUGCCAAAAAAA